ACCUGUGGAAGGGACACCGCCGCCCCCUAGUGGCCGGUAUAAAGGCGGGAGGUGCGGUAAACAGCCGGUAGGAGAGGUCACCACCGUGUUCACACAGGAUCACAGGCAGGCGGCUGUUUGUCAUCCGUCCUGGAACAAUAGACUGUUUCGAGACUUAAGAAGCCAUGAACGUGCCAGUCGUGCCAUUGGCAUCCUGUUAACACUGCUGAAAAUGCCCUAUGCGUGUUGCUAUGUGCUAGAAGAUGGCGGAGACGGAUGGUGGGGAUUUUGCUCCAAAACAUACGCAGAACAGUAUGGCAAACAAGAAUAGCACCCUGCGCUGUACUUUCUCAGCCCCGAGCCACAGUUCCACUCUCCUUCAGGGCUUGUCUGUUUUGCGGGCUCAGGGCCAGCUACUUGACGUCGUGCUGGCCAUCAACGAGGAGCGCUUCCAGGUCCAUAAAGCAGUGCUGGCCGCCUGUAGUGAUUAUUUCAGAGCAAUGUUUACGGGAGGCAUGAGGGAGUCAAACCAAGAUACCAUUGAGCUGAAGGGUUUGUCUGCCCGUGGGCUGAAACAUAUUAUCGACUUUGCCUAUAGUGCAGAAGUCACUUUAGACUUGGACUGUAUUCAGGAUGUCCUCGGAGCUGCUGUCUUCCUCCAGAUGGUUCCCGUCGUGGAGCUCUGUGAGGAGUUCCUCAAGUCAGCGAUGAGCGUUGAGACAUGCCUACACAUCGGCCAGAUGGCCACCACAUUCAGCUUGUCUUCCCUGAAGGAGUCAGUGGACGCCUUCACCUUUCGCCACUUCCUCCAGAUAGCAGAGGAGGAGGAUUUCCUGCACAUUCCCAUGGAGCGCCUCAUCUUCUUCCUUCAAAGCAACAAACUGAAGAACUGUAGUGAGAUCGACCUCUUCCAUGCCGCCAUCAGGUGGCUCCAGUAUGAUGAGUCACGCCGGGCUCAAGCCAGCAGUGUCCUCUGCCACGUGCGCUUCCCCCUCAUGCGCUCCUCAGAGUUGGUGGACAGUGUUCAGAGAGUGAACAUCAUGGUGGAGGAUGUUCAGUGUCGCCAGUAUCUCCUUGAGGCCUUCAAUUACCAGAUCCUUCCCUUCCGACAGCAUGAAAUGCAGUCCUCGCGGACACUCAUUCGCUCUGACGUCAUGUCAAUCAUCACCUUUGGUGGAACGCCCUACACUGACAAUGAUCGCACAGUCAGCAGCAAGGUGUACUAUCUUCCUGAUGUUGCAUCCCGCCAGUUCAAAGAGCUUACAGAGAUGGACACGGGGUGCAGCCACGCUUGUGUUGCCGUACUCGAUAACUUUGUGUACCUCGUCGGUGGACAGCACUUACAGUAUCGCAGUGGUGAGGGGGCGGUAGACAGCUGUUAUCGCUAUGAUCCACAUCUGAACCAAUGGCUGCGCAUCCCAUCCAUGCAGGAGGCUCGUAUCCAGUUUCAGCUUAAUGUGCUAAACGGACAGCUCUACGCCACGGGAGGGCGCAAUCGAUCCGGCAGUCUGUCAUCUGUAGAGUGUUACUGCCCAAAGAAGAAUGAGUGGUCUUGUGUGGAACCGUUAAAACGCAGGAUUUGGGGUCAUGCGGGUACUCCCUGUGGAGAGAAGCUGUAUAUCUCAGGAGGUUACGGUGUCUCGUUAGAUGACAAGAAAACUCUUCACUGUUACGAUCCGGUGACAGAUCAGUGGGACUUUAGAGCUCCCAUGAAUGAACCCAGAGUGCUGCAUGCCAUGAUCAGCACCAGGGAUCGGGUUUAUGCCCUGGGCGGUCGCAUGGACCACGUAGACCGUUGUUUUGAUGUGCUGGCAGUCGAGUAUUACAUUCCAGAGAACGACCAGUGGACCACAGCCAAUCCCAUGAGAGCUGGGCAGUCUGAAGCGGGCUGCUGCUUUCUGGACGGAAAGAUUUACAUUGUUGGAGGUUACAACUGGCACCUGAACAAUGUCACAAGUAUCGUUCAGGUGUACAACACAGAGACAGAUGAGUGGGAGAGGGAUUUGCAUUUCCCAGAAUCCUUUGCUGGGAUUGCUUGUACACCAAUUAUACUUCCACAAAACACCACACAGCGUUGAGCAGCAGACCUACGACUGUGAAGAUUUUAUUCCAUGUGCUCUUUCUGCCGACUGUUGAGUCAACGCAAGGUGUGAUCAUUGUGUAAGUCUGCGUGUGCGUUUAUACGAGGAAAUAACCUGAAAAGCCACAGUACUGUUAAAUGUGUAUUAAUUUCUAGCUUUUGGGGGGAGUAAAGUGUUUAUUCAACAUUAACAUCCAUUCAUAUUUAUUCCAUUAAUCAAUAUAAGCUGAUAAUGCUGAAAGUGUUGAAUUAUACAUAUGUGUAAUCUGCAGUUUUGAGGAUUUUUUUUCUCACUUUUGCCCAUUUGGAAAAUAUAAGAUAGUAGCAUUUCCUACCUUGUUUUUGGGUUUUUUUUGUUGUUGUUUUUUUUUUUUUUAAGAUUCAGUCACUAAGUCAAUCAAGGGCUUCAGUUACACACAGCACAAAUGUCUUGAUUUUUACCUUAUUUCUUUAGAGUAUGCUCCAAAUUUUCCAGUGGAAACAUUUAAACUCAACCUUUAUAAUGUUGGACAGCUUGAUUGUAAUGUUAUUUUUAUUAUUAAUAUUUUAGCUACAAUUGAAUUAUUCCAACAACUAAAGUAUUUAAUAAUCAACAAACCUCGUAUCAAUGAUUGCACAAAAACAAGUAUUGGAUGUGUUUAAACUGUGAAUUUUUAUUAGUUAUUCAACAUUAUUGAUGUCAUUAUUGAUUAUUAUUGUCUUUAUUGAUGACUUUUUUUUAAAACAACUACUGCCCUUGUGUUUCUUGAGCUAAAAUCCCCACUAAAGUACUAACGACUGUUCUCUCAGUCGACAUAACAAACCAGUGUGGACCUCUUACGGCAGCUACAUCAAUACUUAAUGUGUGUGUGUGUGUGUGUGUUUGUUGCUACAGUAUGUUGCUGCUCUAUUUAUGUACAACAGGCAUUACAGCUUGCAUACCAUAUGUGGUUUGUCCCUGAACUACAGUAACAUUUUAGUUUGCUGAGGAUAAUUGUCUUUUAAAAUGUCAAGAGCAAAGUUUUUGCACAAAUCCUCAAAAAUUUACAAUUUAUACAGAAAGCAUACUCACACUGACUUUUUAUUCUUGCUACUUUUCUGCACUUUAUAUCUACUAAUGCAUAUUUAAGUGAUUGUAGACCAUUGUAGGUAAAAACAAAGCAAAAUAUAGAUGUGGAGUUGGUGAAGGAGAAUCAUUUAUCAUUUUCUGUGUUAAAAGUCAGAAAUUUUCAAGGAAAAAAAAAAAAACCCAAUGAAAAAUCUUUUUUUUUUUUUUUUAAAUCUCAGAUUAUAUCAAAUUUUUCUUAUAAAUUCACAACUGCAAUCUUGAAAAUUGUUUUUUGUUUUUUUUUUUCUGAAAUAUUACUCCGCUCCCUUACCUCUGUAUUGCAGUGAUUUGAUUGAACCUACUAUGGUGCUAUGAUGAUGUAGUACUUAUGUUUUUUUCUUUGAACCAUCCAUGUGAUGGUGAGGAGUCUCCAUUUUAAAGCUAUCUCCUGUCUGCCUUAGUAUGUCUUUGUCUUGUUCUUACCUGUAUCAGUAAAAAGCACAUUACAUUGUCAAAGUGCAAUAUACAGGAAAUUUCUGUAGUCAAAGGGGAAUGUACACGUGUAGCUUCAUUCUUUAUUAAAGGUGUAUCAUGCUU
Molecule: messenger RNA, 3683 nt
Organism: Archocentrus centrarchus (flier cichlid)
Lineage: Eukaryota; Metazoa; Chordata; Actinopteri; Cichliformes; Cichlidae
Gene: klhl26
Product: kelch-like family member 26
Exons: 3
Coding region: 243-2057 (604 amino acids)
Molecular function (GO): protein binding
Source: RefSeq, a predicted model, not a curated record